GAGAGAGAGAGAGAGAGAGAGAGAGAGAGAGUAGCAAGGAACUGCAAAAUCCACCAAGCGUCCCUCAAGCGAGGGUCUCGGUAUUUCUCAGCGAGCGCACCAUUCAGAGGCUUUCCUCUAAAGCGAGACAGAUGGUCCACACCAGUGUUUACACACUGAAGCCGGAGCCUGGCAUGGCGGCGGGGGAGCGACGCCCCCCAGUGGUGGCGGUGCUGACGGGCUCCUCUCUGCCGCCCCACCCCCAGAUGAGCUCGUGCAGCAGCCGGGCGCUCACGCUGCUCUCCUCCGUGUUCGGGGCCUGCGGCCUGCUGCUGGUGGGCGUGGCCGUUUCCACUGACUACUGGCUGCUGAUGGAGGAGGGCAUCGUGCUGCAGCAGAACCAGAGUCUGGAGGUGAAGAUGGCGUUGCACGCAGGCCUGUGGAGGGUCUGCUUCGUGGCAGGAAGUGAGAAGGGGAGGUGUGUCGCUUCGGAGUAUUUCACGGAGCCAGAAAUCGAGAUUACCACAGAAAAUACAGCUAAUAUACUGAAGAUGGUGCGGACAGCUACACCCUUCCCCAUGGUCUCCCUACUCUUCGUCUUCACUGCCUUCGUCAUCAGCAACAUCGGACACAUCCGCCCCCAGCGCACCAUCCUGGCCUUCGUCUCGGGAAUCUUCUUCAUCUUGUCAGGGCUCAGUCUGGUGGUGGGGCUGGUGCUCUACAUCUCCUGCAUUAAUGACGAGGUGAUGAACCGGCCACGGGAGCCUGAGCAGUUCUUCCACUACCACUACGGCUGGUCCUUCGCCUUCGCUGCCAGCUCCUUCCUGCUGAAAGAGGGGGCAGGCGUGAUGUCGGUCUACCUCUUCAUGAAGCGCUACGCCGAGGAGGAGAUGUGCCGGCCGCACCCAGCACUCUAUCGCCCCCGCCUGUCCGAGUGCAGCGACUACAGCGGGCAGUUCCUGCAUCCUGAGUCGUGGCCUCCCACGCAGAGGGGGCGCAGCGCUUCCGAGGUCUCCAGCGACAUCUCCAUUCAGCUCAAUCAGACGACUCCCCCCGCACCCCCACCCAAGAACAAAGCCCAGCAGAGCACAGCCGCCUCCGUGGGCCCUCCUGUCGUUGGCUACCCGCUGCCGCCCGCCUACUCGUCCCAUUCUCACACCCUGCACUCCACCCACACCACCUCCAUCCCUGUCAGCUCCACCCAGACCUUGCCCCUGGCCAUGCCACCCUCCUCAGGGCCCCCGCCCCGGUAUCCCACACAUCUGCGGAUGGGGGCUUCUCCCUGUUAGGGCAGGGCACAGACUGGGGCGUGACAUGGGGGGACAGUGCAAUACAUAAACUCCACAGAGGGGGGAGCAGAGGGGCUUUACUGGUGAGAGGCUGGGAGAAGGGGGGGGGGUUCUGCAUUUAAGAAUACAUUUGCAGAGAUAUUCUGCAGUAAGAGAUGAAAAGUGAAAGUAGAGAAAAUGGCCUCGCAUGGGAAUCACUCUGCAGAACACACACACAGGCAGAAAAGAAAAAUAUGCAUACCAAUCUGUACAUACAGCACUUGAACUGACUGUAGAUGCAGUGUUUUUAUUUCGUAUUAUAAAUGUAUUCCUUUUCAGGUGUAUAUUUAAUUUAUUUUCAUGUUUUUCUUUAAUGACAAUGAUAUCAUUUUUAAAUUUUUCAUUGUGAUAUUAUCAGAUACAGGACCUUCAUCGUUCUUCUGCCCAGAAAAAACACCGUUUCAUUGCGUCACAUUAAUGUUUAUGUUCCAUGACGGCAAAUCCUUUUAACGACGCUUUUCUUACUGACAAGUGUUGUGACACUUCACUGCAGUGCCCCUGCAGUUCAGAACACUACACAGUGAGAAAUUAAGAAAGUGCUAAAAAUCACGAGAAAACACAAAAAUCAUGAGAAAACACAAAAAAUUAAUAAAACACUGAGGAAACACAGAUUGAGAAAAUUUUUAAUUAAUAUUUUCGCAUUUUCUCGUUUUGUAUUUUAUUUAAUUAUUCCUUUAUUUAUUUGCAUUUUCAUAAAUAUUUUUUCUUUUAUUAAGUGCUUUCUUAACUGGUUCUGUUUUGCACUUCUGAACCACCGUAGCGAGUGUCAAACAUCAUUUUCAUAAAAAUGAAAGGCAGCACUGUGUCACAUUCACAUUCAUUCACCCACUCAAAACAUUAAUCAAUAAUCCUCUGUCUCUUGUCAUAAUAUUCACGCCGAUAAUGAUGAUUAGAGGUAUUCAAAGAUCCACAACUGCUUACUUAAUUUAUUGAAAGGAAGAUAUCAUGGGAAUGUAAAGGGAAAGUCAGAAACAUUCAUUUUACAUUGUAAUUAUUGUACUAGUUUAUAUAUCCUUAUAAGCUAAUGAAUAAAUUUACUGUUCAUAGUGAGGAUCUGUCUACAAGGAUGAUCAUGAUGUACAUAUUAAAUAAAUCCUAACAUACUGUAUACUUUACAGAA
Molecule: messenger RNA, 2427 nt
Organism: Brienomyrus brachyistius
Lineage: Eukaryota; Metazoa; Chordata; Actinopteri; Osteoglossiformes; Mormyridae
Gene: cacng7b
Product: calcium channel, voltage-dependent, gamma subunit 7b
Exons: 6
Coding region: 132-1268 (378 amino acids)
Biological process (GO): calcium ion transport; postsynaptic neurotransmitter receptor diffusion trapping; neurotransmitter receptor internalization
Cellular component (GO): AMPA glutamate receptor complex; postsynaptic density membrane
Molecular function (GO): voltage-gated calcium channel activity; channel regulator activity
Source: RefSeq, a predicted model, not a curated record